Messenger RNA from Microbotryum saponariae, 2146 nucleotides. The record is from the annotation of a GenBank genome assembly. NCBI's taxonomy places the organism in Eukaryota, Fungi, Basidiomycota, Microbotryomycetes, Microbotryales, Microbotryaceae.
AUGACUGCCAUACAACCACCACCCGACCCCGACCACUCGCACCGCAUCAGAUCACGUCUGGUUUUACGGACUGCUUCUCGUGCGAAACUACACGUGCUGCGACGCGACGCGACGCCGACCCACACUCCUCCACCCGGUCGCACCACCCAAUACCGAAUACACCACGACCCUUGCGCAUCUCAACCAAGUGAAAUCCUGCACAUCUCAGCUACGGAAACGCUGAUCUCGCUCUUUCUUCCUCUCGCCGUUCCAACACAGGCGCGCCUCUCGUCCUUCGUCGGCGCCCUCGCCCUCGGCGACCUCGUCAAAUCCACCCUCGGACCCAAAGGCAUGAACAAGAUUUUGCACUCGACCUCGACCGGCGAAAUCACCGUCACCAACGACGGUGCGACGAUCCUCAAAUCGAUCGCAUUGGACAACCCCGCCGCAAAGAUCCUCGUCAACAUCUCCAAGGUCCAGGACGACGAGGUUGGAGAUGGUGCGUUGCGCUCAGCCAACACCAGAAGGUUUCAAAUUGAUGUUGAGACCAAGUCGAUUUUAUCUUUGAAACAGGCACGACAAGUGUUACCGUCCUGGCCGCCGAAUUGCUGAGGGAGGCGGAGAAGCUGGUCACCCUGCAGAGGGUGCACCCGCAGACGUAAGUGUCCAGAUCGUCAGCGGGUGCGAGACAAGGGUCCUAACAAUGCGUCGCCCAUUAUCUCAUAGUGUCAUCGAAGGUUUCCGAAUCGCUUCCAAAUCUGCUCUCGAAGCUCUUGAGAAGAGUGCGGUCGACCAUGGGUCAGUCGGGACGAAAGCCAGAACGAGGCUGAGGAUCUGACCCCCUUUCGGUUCUCCCCUUGCGCGAUCACAGCAAAGAUCCCGUCGCCUUCCGAGAAGAUUUGAUUGCGAUCGCCAAAACGACCCUCUCCUCCAAAGUUCUCGCCGCGGACAAGGACUACUUUGCCGAGUUGGCCGUUUCGGCCGUGCUCCGACUGAAGGUAGUUUCAAAUCACUUUGGUCACUCCAAAUUCGCGCACUCACUCUGGUGAUGAUUUCUGCACAGGGCUCCACGGACUUGGAGCACAUCCAAAUCAUCAAAAAGCAAGGUGGCAAAUUGACCGAUUCGUACCUCGACGAAGGCUUCAUCCUCGACAAGAAGAUCGGCGUCAACUGCCCGCACAAGAUCGAGAACGCCAAGAUCCUGAUCGCCAACACCCCGAUGGACACGGACAAGAUCAAGAUCUUUGGCGCGCGCGUCAAGGUCGAUUCGACCGGCAAGUUGGCCGAGUUGGAACGCGCGGAAAGGGAGAAGAUGAAGGCCAAGGUCGCCAAGAUCAAGGCCUCGGGCGUGACCUGCUUCGUGAACCGACAGUUGAUCUACAACUACCCCGAAUCCCUCUUCGCCGAGGCGGGAAUCAUGUCGAUCGAGCAUGCGGACUUUGAAGGCGUUGAGCGGUUGGCGUUAGUCACGGGGGGUGAGAUUGCGAGUACGUUCGAUAACCCGUCCGGCGUAAAGUUGGGCAAGUGUGGGACGAUCGAGGAGAUCAUGAUCGGGGAAGACAAGGUUCGUACCCGUUCUCAUCGCGCGGCUGCGUCAUUUGUUUGCUCCGCACAUACUUAUCUCUGUAUCUGUUCGUUGCAGCUCAUCAAAUUCUCUGGCGUUGCCGCGGGUGAGGCGUGCACCGUAGUCCUUCGAGGUGCGACCUCGCAAAUGGUUGAAGAAGCCGAUCGAUCGCUCCACGACGCGCUCUCGGUCCUCUCGCAAACGGUCAAGGAGACGCGAACGACCUUGGGCGGUGGUUGCGCCGAGAUGAUCAUGGCCAUCGCCGUUGACGAAAAGGCGAAAAAGACCGAGGGCAAGAAGGCGCUCGCGGUCGAAUCGUUCGCCCGAGCUCUACGACAGAUGCCGACGAUCCUGGCCGACAAUGCCGGAUACGACUCUUCAGACCUGGUCGCCAAACUCCGAGCCGCGCACUACGAAGGCCGCAGUGACGCCGGUCUGGACAUGGAUCGUGGGAUCGUCGGGUCCAUGAAGGAAUGCGGCGUAACGGAGAGUUACAAACUGAAGCGACAGGUCGUGCUUUCGGCGAGCGAGGCCGCGGAAAUGAUCUUGAGGGUCGAUGAUAUCUUGAGGGCCGCACCGAGGAGGAGAGAAGGUGGGCAUUGA